Molecule: messenger RNA, 2703 nt
Organism: Salvia miltiorrhiza (redroot sage)
Lineage: Eukaryota; Viridiplantae; Streptophyta; Magnoliopsida; Lamiales; Lamiaceae
Product: protein FAR1-RELATED SEQUENCE 5-like
Exons: 2
Coding region: 19-2418 (799 amino acids)
Biological process (GO): regulation of DNA-templated transcription
Molecular function (GO): zinc ion binding
Source: RefSeq, a predicted model, not a curated record
CUUGUGAAUUGAAGGGAAAUGGAUAUCGAUUUAAAUAUAUCCUGCAGCAGCGAUGGGUGUUCCGAUAGUUAUAGUGGCAAUGGUAUUCAAUUUGAUUUAAGUAAGAGUGAUUCAGGAGGUGAUAAUGAGCAAUCGACUGAUGCAAUGUCCGAAGAAAGUGUUCGUGCCAACGAAGACGAACCGAAUGGUGAAUCAGUUGAGGAAGAAAGUGUGAAUGGAGAUUUAGUGACAUUGCGUGCAGUGGAAUCCAUGAUUAAUGUUGGAAGUGCUAUUGACACCCUUGACGAAGUUUUUGUGUUGUAUUGUCAAUAUGCGAAGAUGAUUGGAUUUUCAGCUAGGAAAGGGGCGCAAGGGAAAUUCAAAAACACAGAAAUUGAAUGUUCCAAGGCUUUUCAUUGUUCAUGCGAGGGACCACCUGAUAACAAGGCCUCAAAUGGUAGACUAGCGGCCUACAAAAAGCAGAGUUAUAGAAGCAACUGCAAGGCUAGGCUACGUGUUAGCCGUACAGAUGUUGAUUCUCCUUGGGUCGUAACUUUGUUCGAGAAAGAGCACAAUCAUGAAUUGGUACAUCCAAGCGAAAGUUAUUUGUUGCGCUCUGCCCGUAAAAUGGCACAUUCUCAGAAGACUUUGCUUAUGGCAAUGAAGUCAAGUGGUAUUGGGGUUAGUCGUUCGUAUCGUUUUUUGGAAAAUGAAGCGGGAAGUCGUGAAAAUAUUGGUUUCAUACGCAAGGAUGUGUACAACGAACUCAACUCCAACAAUGCGAAAAUGGCUAAAGUUCCCAAUUAUGAUGCAAACAAAUUGUUGGAGUAUUUCACCGAGAAAGGAUUGAGCGACCCUUCGUUCUAUUGGAAGGUAAAAGUCACCGAUGAUGGUAGGCUUCAAAAUCUCUUUUUUAGGGAUAGUAGAUGUCUUACAGAUUAUCAACAUUUUGGUGACGUGAUUUCUGUUGAUGCGACGUAUAAAACUAACAAGUAUGACUUGAUAUGUGUCCCUAUUGUUGGAAUAAACCACCAUCGGAUGAACGUAAUGUUUGCAAUUGCUUUUUUAUCCAACGAGAAGACCGAGUCUUACGAGUGGUUGUUUUCUACCUUUCUUGAGUCAAUGUAUCAUAGAGAGCCUUCUAUCAUAUUUUCUGACCAAGAUCAAGCUCUUAUGAACGGUGUUGAUGUUACAUUUCGUGAUGCAAAGCACCGGCUUUGCCAAUGGCAUAUUAACAAAAAUGCCGGGAAGCAAUUUGGACACUUGAACCAGAACAAGCACUUUAAAUCAUUGUGGUUUCGAUGUAUGAAUGGUUGUGAGAACGUCGAAGAGUUUGAAUCAAAUUGGGCAACUAUGAUCGAUGAAUUCAAUCUGUUGGAGAAUAGAUGGUUUAGUGGCAUGUACAAGUUGAGAAAGAGAUGGUCAUCUGCCUUUACCCGAGAUAAAUUUACUGGUGGAUUGCAUGCAACGUCUCGCAGUGAAGCGACCAACAGGGUGUUGAAAGAGUUGAGUUCUUCUACUUCAAGUGUCCAUGAAUUUGUACUAGGAUUUGAGAGAAUGCAGAUAAAUUGGCGCAGACAAGAGUUUGAGGAGGAUGCUUUGUGUCGAGGAAUGCCCGGUAUGUUAUUGCAAUCAAGUGAAAUUCUCGUUCAAAUUGGUCAGAUUUGCACACGAAAUAUUUUCAAGUUAUUCGAGUAUGAAGCUGUGCAAUCUGUAUCUGUUAAAGUUACACACGAACCACUAGAUUUGAAUGAUGAGUUUCUUGUGUUCAAGGUAUGUUCCAAAACAUCAUUUAGAGGUUAUCGGAUUGUGAAGUUUAAUCAAGCCACGAAAAUGGGUUCUUGUUCAUGCCAUAUGUGGGAGACGGAAGGUGUUAUUUGUCGACACCUAUUUAGAGUUUAUUUCAAUAUGAACUUGGAAAGGUUGCCGGAAGAAAUGUUGUUAAAUAGGUGGCGGAGGGUGUCGAGGGACAGGAUACCUUUAAGUCAACGGUCUAUUGAUUGUUCAGGGCCUAACAAGUUUACCAAUAUGGUAUUUGUGAAUCACAAUGCUCAACGUGUGUACGACUUGUUGACGGAUUGCAAGGAGGAUGAGAGUUGUAGGAAUACAAUCAAUGACCUUAUUACCCAUAUGAUCGAGACAGUAAAAACAAUGAAAAAGGCUUCUAAUGUUGCCGAGGCUGCCGGAGCAUCUGCCCGAUCCUUUAAAGAGCCACUGCAUCGUCCAAUUAGCAAUCCCAAUUUGAAGAAGAAGCGUUCGUAUCGUCGUAAGAUGUUUAGCAAGAACUGGGAUGGUAGACGGUCGGACGGUGUUAAUAGAUCUAAAGCAACUGAAGAGAUGAAUGAUGAUUUUGAUUCGCAAAACAAUCCUAAUUUCCUUAGCAGCCAACGUAUCAACCGAAAUUAUGAUGGCGCAUCGGAUCGUUUCUCCGUGGAUUAGUGUAUCGUUGUUGGAAUAAUGAAUUCCAGUCGCUGUUUGAUUUUAUGAUGGCGAGAAAGUUUCUUGGUUUUGAUAUGGCAUCCGCUGUAGGUUUUAAUUCGUUUUACAUAUGAACCUACUUAUGGAAUUGAUGAAUUAGUGUUCGAACUUAAUUAAUCCAUGACUUACGUGUGUCGACUAGUUGAAUGAAUCACAAACCAAUGUGGGUUAUGUGUUCUUGAUUUAGUACAUGAUUGAUAUUUCUCUCACUAUUUGUGAGUAAACAGCAUGGGGUGUUUGGUUUGA